AUGGGCAAGUACUCAAAAGCACUUUCAUCACAUGAACGAUCACUUGAAAUUCAAAAAAUAGCUCUUCCUCCAAAUCAUCCCGAUUUGGCUUCCUCCUACAACAACAUCGGUUUGGUGUAUGAAAACAUGGGCGAGUACUCGAAAGCACUUUCAUCGUAUGAACCAUCACUUGAAAUUCGAAAACCAGCUCUUCCUCCGAAUCAUCCUGACUUGGCUUCUUCCUACCAAAGUAUAGGUAAUGCGUAUUAUAACAUGGGCGAGUACUCUAAAGCACUUUCAUCGUAUGAACGAUCACUUGAAAUCCGAAGAAAAGCUCUUCCUCCGACUCAUCCUGAUUUGGCCUCUUCCUACAACAACAUCGGUAAUGUGUAUUAUAACAUGGGCGAGUAUUCUAAAGCACUUUCAUCGUAUGAACGAUCACUUGAAAUCAAGAAAAUAGGUCUUCCUCUGAAUCAUCCCGACUUGUCUGCGUCCUACCUAAACAUCGGUAAUGUGUAUUAUAACAUGGGCGAGUAUUCUAAAGCACUUUCAUCGCAUGAACGAUCACUUGAAAUUCUAAAAAUAGUUCUUCCUCCGAAUCAUCCCGAUUUUGCCUCUUCCUACAACAACAUCGGUAAUGUGUAG
Rotaria sp. Silwood2 is the source of this 624-nucleotide messenger RNA. Lineage: Eukaryota; Metazoa; Rotifera; Eurotatoria; Philodinida; Philodinidae. The record is from the annotation of a GenBank genome assembly.